Molecule: messenger RNA, 3355 nt
Organism: Eucalyptus grandis
Lineage: Eukaryota; Viridiplantae; Streptophyta; Magnoliopsida; Myrtales; Myrtaceae
Product: CDPK-related kinase 3
Exons: 11
Coding region: 880-2745 (621 amino acids)
Biological process (GO): intracellular signal transduction; protein autophosphorylation; peptidyl-serine phosphorylation
Cellular component (GO): nucleus; cytoplasm
Molecular function (GO): calcium ion binding; ATP binding; calmodulin binding
Source: RefSeq, a predicted model, not a curated record
CCGCCCCCUCCCCCUUCCCUCCAUCCUCCCUGGCUACCUCACUCCUCCACCCCAUCCUCCCAUUUGACCAGCACCGCCACCACCACACCAGAGAGAGAGAGAGAGAGAGGGAUUAGAAUCUGGGGGUACACGUGUGAGAAACCUCCCUCGUAGAUCAUCACCACGGUCUUUGGGUUCGAUUCGAUUCGGGUCGAGAUGCGAAGCUCAUAAUUGACCCGACCCGACUGUUUCCCUUCCCGACUCUCUCUGUCUCUCUCUUCCUCAUUCCCCGUGUGUAAUGGACUUUUGAAAUGAGUAGAUGUGCUGGGGAAAUGUGAAUUGGGGAGGUGGAUGCAGGUGGGAUCCUAAUUCCAUUUCCAUUCCCAUUCCCAUUCCCCCCCUCCCCUCUUUCCACUCCCAUCGCCACCUCCGCCACACCCCCCCACCAUUCCCACCAUUCCCACACGAAGAAGGAGAAGAAACAGAGAGGGAGGGAGAGAGAGAGAGAGAGAGGGACAGAGGGACAGAGAAGAAUCAGACUUGCCGGGGGGUUUCCUUUUGUUGUUCCUGUCUCUUUUUCUCUCUCUCUCUCUCUCUCUCUGUCACUUCUCAUCUCGCCGCCCCCUUCUCUCCUCUUCCUCUCUCCGUUUUGUCUGACUCUCUCUCUCACUCUGAUUCUGGUGGAGAGAAAAAAAGAAAACGCUGCCAUUCCAUUCCCCCUAUUUUAUCGUUUUGCGGCCGUUUUUUGGGAUCUUCCUGGCGUUCGCCGUCAGAUCUGCUCCCUCCGCCCAUCCCCUUCUCCACCGUCUGAUGUAGUCUCUCUCGAUCCGUCCGUCCGUCCGUCCGCCCCUCCGUCCUCCUCUCCUUAUAUACCCCUCUCCCGCCGGCAGGCGGUCCGCCAUGGGCCAAUGCUACGGCAAGACCGCCCCCGCCGCCCCCUCCUCCUCCGACCCCGUCGCCGUCUCCGUCUCCGUCUCCGUCUCCGUCUCCGGCGAUCACAAUCCCUCCCAGCCUCCCCCUUACUCCUCCUCCACUCCCUCCCACGCCCGCCAUGGCAGCACCACCCCUGCCCGCCCCUCUAACCCUAGCCCCUGGGCCAGCCCCUAUCCCCACGGCGUCGGCGUCUCCCCGUCCCCGGGGAGGGCUACCCCGCGUCGCAAGUUCUUCCGGCGCCCCUUCCCUCCGCCCUCCCCUGCCAAGCACAUCAAGGCUUCUCUGGCCAAGCGCUUCGGCUACAUGUCCCCCAAGCACGGGACGAUCCCCGAGGAAGGCCGCGAGGGAGAUGUCGGAGCGGGAGGUGGUGGAGGGGCGGCGGGGGCGGGGGCGGUGGCGGCGGAGGCGGAGGCGGAGGCGCAGCAGCUGGAUAAGAGCUUCGGGUACAACAGGAACUUCGGGGCCAGAUACGAGCUCGGGAAGGAAGUCGGGAGGGGCCAUUUUGGUCAUACUUGCUCUGCCAGGGGCCGGAAGGGCGACCUCAAAGAUCAGCUUCUCGCCGUCAAGAUCAUCUCCAAAGCUAAGAUGACGACCGCAAUAUCAAUUGAAGAUGUCCGCAGGGAGGUGAAAAUCUUGAAGGCUCUAUCCGGCCACAAGCACCUUGUCAAAUUUUAUGAUGCAUGUGAGGAUGCCAAUAACGUUUACAUAGUCAUGGAAUUGUGUGAAGGUGGGGAACUUCUUGACAGAAUUUUAUCGAGAGGAGGCAGAUAUGCCGAGGAAGACGCGAAAGUAAUAGUUGUGCAAAUUCUUAGCGUCGUCGCAUUUUGUCAUCUGCAAGGUGUUGUGCAUCGUGACUUAAAGCCAGAGAAUUUCCUAUUCACAUCUAGAAGUGAAGAUGCUGAUAUGAAGCUUAUUGAUUUUGGUCUUUCUGACUUCAUCCGACCAGAGGAAAGACUGAACGAUAUUGUUGGAAGCGCAUACUAUGUGGCUCCUGAAGUCCUUCAUAGAUCUUAUAGUCUGGAAGCAGAUAUUUGGAGCAUUGGCGUGAUCACAUAUAUUCUGUUAUGUGGAAGCCGCCCGUUUUGGGCAAGGACAGAAUCUGGAAUUUUUCGUGCUGUACUAAGGGCUGAUCCUAAUUUUGAGGACUUACCAUGGCCUUCUGUCUCUCGGGAGGCCAAGGACUUCGUAAAAAGGGUCUUGAACAAGGACUAUAGAAAAAGAAUGACUGCUGUACAAGCUUUGACUCACCCUUGGUUGCGGGAUGAAAGUCGUCCGAUUCCUUUGGACAUAUUGAUCUUUAAGCUAGUUAAAUUGUACCUUCAUGCAACGCCUUUGAAACGAGCAGCUUUGAAGGCUCUCUCAAAAGCUUUGACAGAAGAUGAGCUGGUAUAUCUUAGGGCUCAGUUCCAGUUGCUGGAACCAAAUAAAGAUGGGUUUGUCUUUCUUGACAAUUUCAAAAGGGUUCUUGAACGAAAUGGUACCGAUGCUGUGAAGGAAUCCAGGGUUCCUGAGAUCCUGAAAGCAAUGGAGCCUCUUGCUUACAGAAGGAUGAGCUUUGAAGAGUUUUGUGCGGCUGCAAUCAGUGUACAUCAACUGGAGGCUCUUGAAGGGUGGGAGCAGAUAGCUUCUGAUGCUUUUGAUCACUUCGAACGAGAGGGUAACCGAGUCAUCUCAGUUGAAGAGUUGGCCCGGGAAUUGAAUGUUCACCCUUCAGCAGCUCACUUGAACCUAAAAGACUGGAUCAGAAACUCAGAUGGAAAACUUAAUUUGCUUGGAUAUACCAGAUUUUUACAUGGUGUGACGCUUCGAAGCUCAAAUGCCAGACAACGUUAGAAUCUUUUUCUUUCUUUUCCAGUAUUUCUUCUCCUUGGGGGUUUUCUUUGGCUCAGCGUAUAUCUGCCAAUUCUUAUGGUUUCUGAGGGUUUGGAGGUUUUCUUUCCCUUUUCUCUCUCUCGUGGGCAGGCAGGAUUGGAAAAAAAAGAAAAAAAGAAGAUUAAAGGGGUUCUAUUAGUUUAAUGCUGUGAUUAUUGCGUUUAAUUCAGGUUGAAUGAUAUCCUUGCGGGUGCACUAGCUUACUUUUCUUUUGGAUGUUUCAUUCUUUUUUUUUUUUUCAUUUUCUUGUGCGGGGAGAGAGACUCACAAGUUGGGAGGAGUUGGCAACUGGACAUUUAUGAACUAUCUAUUGAGUAUUGAGCUAGGUGCUGGGACUUGAGAGAGAGAGAGAGAGAGAGAGAGAUUUCUGGAGGAAGCACUUGAUCCGUUAUUCCACUGUCCUGCGUCCACUUUGUUGUGAUGAAGAUGACCAAGAACAUGCGCGAGUUAGAUUAGUGUCUUGAGAAAUUCUAUCAUGUAAUCAAAAUGUACAAAUUUUGUACUUUUUAAUACACUAGACGUUUUAGCCGCAGACUCUUUUUUGGGACCUCGUGUUAAUGUGUUCUCAAAA